Anisakis simplex (herring worm) is the source of this 402-nucleotide messenger RNA. The record is from the annotation of a GenBank genome assembly. Lineage: Eukaryota; Metazoa; Nematoda; Chromadorea; Rhabditida; Anisakidae.
AUGUCACCGGAACAAGAAGCCACCACUUCUGGUGGUCAUGCUAACGCUAUUCAUUCAGUUAACAGUCGUAAUACAAACGAGGGCAGUAAGGGUGGCAACAAAUUUGAGCGAUCAAAGGACAACUGGAAUGCACCGAUGGAAGAAAUGAUUGAAGUUAAGUUCAGUCAACUGAACGAUGCGAUGAGCUCCAGCAAACGGAAGCGAGGAUUCUGGCUUGAACUCAAAUUAUUUUUUGGAAUGGUAAGUUCUACGCAUUCGAAUCCGACGAAAAUAAAGGUGUUUCAAAAGGCAACAAAACUUGCAUUGGGCAAUUUUCUACAUUUUUAUAUCUUAACUUCGGGGACAAAUUCAACACAUUUUCCGUUACAUUUUCGUAUGACCGAACAAUUCUUCCAUCGGUAA